Molecule: messenger RNA, 627 nt
Organism: Cynocephalus volans (Philippine flying lemur)
Lineage: Eukaryota; Metazoa; Chordata; Mammalia; Dermoptera; Cynocephalidae
Gene: STARD4
Product: StAR related lipid transfer domain containing 4
Exons: 5
Coding region: 1-627 (208 amino acids)
Biological process (GO): cholesterol import; cholesterol transport involved in cholesterol storage; intracellular cholesterol transport
Cellular component (GO): cytosol; endoplasmic reticulum
Molecular function (GO): cholesterol transfer activity; cholesterol binding
Source: RefSeq, a predicted model, not a curated record
AUGGAAGGCCUGCCUGAUACCGCUUCUUUUGCAAUUAAACUUAAAAACACUCUCAUCCAGUACCAUAGUAUUGAAGAUGAUAAGUGGCGAGUUGCUAAGAAAACGAAAGAUGUAACAGUUUGGAGAAAGCCCUCAGAAGAAUUUAAUGGAUAUCUAUACAAAGUCCAAGGUGUUAUAGAUGACAUUGUUAAUAGUAUAAUAGACCAUAUACGCCCUGGGCCCUGUCGCUUGGAUUGGGACAGCUUAAUGACGUCAAUGGAUAUUUUGGAGUACUUUGAAGAGAAUUGCUGUGUGAUGCGUUAUACUACUGCUGGUCAGCUUUGGAAUAUAAUUUCCCCAAGAGAGUUUGUUGAUUUCUCCUAUACUGUGGGCUAUAAAGAAGGGCUUUUAUCCUGUGGGGUAAGUCUUGACUGGAGUGAAAAGAGACCAGAAUUUGUCCGUGGAUAUAACCAUCCCUGUGGUUGGUUUUGUGUUCCACUUCAAGACAAUCCAAAUCAGAGUCUUUUGACAGGCUAUAUUCAAACAGAUCUGCGUGGGAUGAUUCCUCACUCUGCGGUAGAUACAGCCAUGGCAAGCACUUUAACCACCUUCUAUGGUGAUUUACGAAAAGCUUUACAAAAGGUAUAA